Molecule: messenger RNA, 1581 nt
Organism: Dicrocoelium dendriticum
Lineage: Eukaryota; Metazoa; Platyhelminthes; Trematoda; Plagiorchiida; Dicrocoeliidae
Source: the annotation of a GenBank genome assembly
GCGUUCCCAAAAAGAUCAGUACCUCCAAAAAUCCAAAAGCUGAUCUGUACUUUGCCUAAUAGCGAACUUGACUAAAAGUGGAAAACUUGAAAUAUAACAGUAAGAUGUUAAAAAGGAAACGGAAUAUAAAAAUGGGUUAUGGUGGUCCACUGUAUGUAUCGGAAAAUAGGAGGAAGUGGGAGAAUGUAUGGUAAAUUGUCCAAGACACAGGAGAAUCCACCUACAAACUACAACCGUGUGUACCGGAAUUACACUGCCGAGCAAACAUUAUUUCCUAGUGGCGGAAAGGACGCUCCGCCGUUAACGUGCUUACCAAUGCCUAUCAAGCCCUCAUGUGCUUCAGCCUUGUUAUCCACACCGGUAUGCAGUAAUCUUGGGGAGGCUAGGGAGGAGAUGCUUAGCGACUCAUCUGCAGCUGUCCCAGUCUCGGUAUCGGAUUUUGUGAAGCAGUUCCGUCGCGGCAUCCUGUGUGGCGACUCCGAGUGCGUACAUAGGCUACUGAGGUCUUCAAGACAUCCUCCCAUCGAUUUCAAUGCUGAUCCACCGCCUUUAUGUUCAGCUGCUUCGAAAGGAUACGCGGACGUUGUUGGCUUGUUACUCAGGCAUGGCGCCGAUGUGAAUGUUCGCGCUUCGGACGAUUCCACACCGCUUAUAUGUGCAGCCGAUAAUGGUCACUGGAACGUUCUGGCUGUUUUAUUGAACGCAGGUGCAAGCAUGAACCUUUUGACUCGGAUGGGCGAAACAGCCUUGGCCCGAGCCACUCGACGUGGCUGGGUCCAUUGCUCCAGGCUGCUUCUGACUUAUGGAGCUAAUCCACAUCCCAUGGCUACAGAUGGUAAUCCACUUGUCGUUUCUCCUCUGCAUCUUGCCCGCCAGAUGCACCAGACUAUUAUAGAAGAAGAUAUUCUAACUCAGGCCAUUACGAUGGAAAAUAUACUUUUACAGUUGGUAAAGGCAACAUUACCGAAGCACAUUUAUCUCAUGGAACCCGGUCAUCUCGUUGAUACCAAGACCUCCAGUUUUUUUCCGGUGCAGUUGUUAUCUGACAGGGAAUUGUCACCGUUCGUAUUGUACUUCAAAACUCCUCCGGGAUACGAGAAAACCGAAAUGGAUAGUGGCCAGAAAAUGAGGUCCUCGAGUACUUCGAAUGAGCUUAUCCUCAUAUACAUCGUCCGUGCCCAGUUGCUGGACGGACAGCUCACUAGCUGGCUGAAUGGACCCGAGUUUUGCUCCUUAAAGCUGAGUUUUAAUGGCACUCGUCGGAACUGCAAGCGACUACCUACAGCCCCGGAAUACACCGGCUUGUUUGUGUUCUCUGUUACUUCAACCAUCAAAAGCGGUGGUUUGAACACCCUCUGUGUGGAAACAUCCCGGAACCGAUCGGCCUUCCAAGCUGAUGAUCAGGCAAAGGAUUCGCGGACACCAAAUCCAUCGCCGCCAAUGGUUCUGAUCGGCGCCUAUCGCGUGCACAUAGACGUCACGUCCAUAAUCCAAGCCUCUGUUGGUCUAACGUUUGGAGGUCCGAACAAACCCACACUGUACAUUCCAAAAUAAUAGAAUAAAACCUUAUUCGUCCCUCUA